UGUUUAGUUGAAAACAGACUUUCCGGCAUAAUCGACGCGUUUUCCCGACCCACUGUAUCUUAUAGACUUACGGGGUGUUCAAAAUUUAAAAACGAAGAAGAAGAAGAUUUUUUCCUGAAACUUUUCUCUCGAUCAAAAAUCAUAUCGACAAAUUUUAAAAAUUAAAAAUAAAACAUAUUAAAAUUUUGAUUUUCAAAAUCAUCAAAUAACGGAUUAGGUGAAAUUGUGCAUACCCAGGAUUUCAAUACAAAAAUCAGCUGUUUUGAUCGAAAGUUUAAAUACUUAAGAAAAAUAAAAAUAGGAUUAAUUCACAUGUGGAAUAAAUAAAUUCGAUAAAAAAAAGAAAAACAACAAAUCCCCUGAAUCCAUUAAAACCUUGCCUAAACCAGCCACAAAUUGUGUGUAUAUGCGCCCCCUCGCCCCCCUUAAAUAGGAUUAAGCUUAAAUAUAACCUUAUUGAGUGGUUCUGCGGUGCAUCUCACAGUGCUGUCCUCUGUUGCUCCAAGUAAUAGCCAGAGGCACAGAUCCUGUUCUACAUUUUGUGUUCGAGGUUCGUGGCUAAAAACCUUUAUUCCAACGUAACGCCUGCCGCGUCGUCGUUCGGUGUCCCGUUUUUUUUUUGGUCCGUAAAUUUUUGUUCUGCUUUGGUCCUUGUUCGGUUCCUAUACUUUUCGCUUAUCGCUUUUACAGUGUUUUGUGUGAAUUCUGGUUCUGGGAUGCUCUCUCAUUGAAUAUGCGCCACCUAAUGGAUUUCUGUUUAUCUAUCAAGGACUCAAGAUGAUUUCAAUAUUAUGAUGAUGGGGAUUUCUGUGGUCUUGCAGCAUUAAGUGCGCCAUAGUGAAUACUGAUAAGAGUGUGAAUCUUUUUUUCCGUAUACCACGGGAAUUGCUUUUAACAGAGCAAAGGUGUUUUUUGAAAAAAAAAAGGAUACAAAUCGCAAUUCGGUUGACUUCAGAUUUAAAACGUUUUUUUUUUUCACGUGAAUUUCGAAUUUUGGUGUUGUUGUAUUCCCUUCAACAAUAUAUACACACUCUCAAGUCUGGAGCUUAAGUGUUAACUUGAUAUUUUUACAACAGUUUUUGUGUGUGGGUUGUUUUUCUUUUCGAGUGUCCUUUCGAUUGAUUGCACUUAAAUGCAGUAUAGGCCAACAUAGGUACAACAAAAUAAAAAAACGAGGUUAAUCCCAAAGUGUAUCUUUACAAUAUUGUCUUAUAGAAAAGCAAAGAGGAGCAAGAAAAAGAGUGUGAAUACAAAAUAGAUAAAUAAUUGGUACUACAUAAAGUUUGGAUUAUGCAAAAAGUAAAAAAGUCGGUGCAGUGAAUUUUGUUUGUGUUUUAUACGAACGAAGGUAGAUUUUAUUUACCUGCCUGCCUGCCUACAUCAAGGAUUAAGGAUUACCUUAGAAGACAAAGAACAACUAAAACUACACUACCGAUUGAGUUUUACCUACUUUUUUAUUGUUGUUGUUGAUAUUUUAUAUCGACAGCAAAAGUAGAACACUCUUGUAGUUGAAGUGUUUCUUUUAAAAGAAUAUCGGCUAUCCAUUCAAUUAAAUUACGCAACCUUGCGUUAAAUGACCGUUGACAACGUUGACAGCAUCAACUGAGUAUUAUGUUUGGGAUAAUAGAGCCAAAAAACCGCAUUAUAUAAUAAUAAACCUGCUCUUUAUAUAUACAAAAAGAAUCAUCUCAUCGGACUCGGCUGCAAACAAUCAGUGCCAUUGAUUUUGAUUAAUCACCAGUUAAACAAUUUUUAUUAAAUUAUCUUGGCCUGUGGUGAAAUGAGCCAUGCAACAUAAACACAAACUUCUCCACCAAUUCCAACCCACCGCCAAUUACUACCGUUCCAACCCAUCGGACAUCAUCAGGACUAAAAAUAACAACUACAAAAACUGAUGAUGACUUUUAAUCCAAAAUCAUAACAUUUAUGAAUGUUAAUUAACGAUUUUAAAGCUUUUUGUGUGGGCUGCAAUCUAAUGUUUGUUCAGCAGAAUAUCCUUGUGUAAGAAAAAACGGAAACGGAAAAACCAAAAAAGCUCAAAAAACAAUCGCAAAUAAAACGACCCAAAUUUGAAAAUACCUUCAACAAGAGUAACGUCGUUGUACACAAGUCGUUUGUAGAAUUAAAUUGCCAUUAAAAGUAAUUCACAUAGAAAAGGAAUUUAAUUUUUGUUUCGUCCUUUUGUAUCCUUGCCACGAUUAACGCUUAAGGAACUUCCUCCGCAAAAGGGUAGCCACGAUAAUAAGAACACAACGAAAACGUUUUCUUUAUUUGGGAUAUCCGGUUAAAAAAAAAAACGAAUAACGGCGAAUAUUUCUUUAAACAAUUUCUGUGUAUGUAAAUGAAUAAGUGUGUGCUUUUUUCGUAUAUACAUAUUUUUAAAAAGAAUCAGGAUUAAAAACUUGGUGUGUCAGGGAGAUAAACCCUUUUCGGAAUUUUUUUUUCUUCGUUGUUGUUUUCGUUUUAUGAACAAAAAUUCAUCUUGGUGAAUUAAAAUGAACAUUUUUUCUCGCAAAAUGGCAGUAAAGACAGCAACAACAAAAAUGGCUAAAAGGAUCUCAUCAAAAAAAUCAUCAGCAACAACAACAGAAAUAACAAAUACAAGAACAUCAACAACGAUAAGAAAUACAGAAUCAGCAGCAGUAUCAGGACAUGGAGAAUCAGGAGUAGCAGGAGCAGCAAGGACAACAGCAUCAGCAACCACAGCGAAAGCAACAUCCACAUCUGUAUCUGCGAGAAUGAAUUGUCCCAUUUUAAUUGUAAUUAGCUUCAGUUGCUUUUUGCAUCUAGGACUUUUGUUAACAUCAGCAGAGGGAGCUAUUUCGACUAGAGGCUCUGCUACCCGACCAAUGGCAACUUCACCGGCUGUAGGAUCAUUACCUAGAUUUUUAUCACGAGGUCACACGUAUCGAGCGGUUGUUGGUGAUACACUAGUUCUGCCUUGUCAGGUGGAAAACUUAGGCAGCUUCGUGUUACUUUGGCGACGUGGAAUAAAUGUGCUUACAGCCUCAAAUAUUAUGGUGACAAGGGAUGAAAGAAUAAGACUGAUAGAUGGUUACAAUUUAGAAAUAUCUGAUUUGGAGCCGCAGGAUGCCGGAGAUUAUGUAUGUCAAAUCAGUGACAAAGUGAACAGGGACCAAGUGCACACAGUCGAAAUUCUUGUUCCACCAAGUGUUAGAGCGAUACCAACAUCCGGGCAAUUGCAGGCGCGAAAGGGUGGCCCAAUAACAUUGGAGUGCAAAGGAUCUGGCAAUCCAGUGCCAUCGAUAUACUGGACAAAAAAGAGUGGUGCUGGGAAAUCAUCAGCUCGUAUUGGCGAUGGUCCAAUACUGACUCUGGAGAAAUUGGAACGUCAACAGGCUGGAGUAUAUCAGUGUACGGCAGACAAUGGAGUCGGUGAUCCGGUUACAGUCGAUAUGAGGCUUGAUGUUUUAUAUCCACCGGAUAUACAAGUGGAAAAAUCAUGGAUACAUUCCGGAGAAGGAUACGAAGCGAAACUAGUGUGCAUUGUGUUUGCGGAUCCAGUUGCAACGGUAUCCUGGUAUCAAAACUCAUUCCCAAUCCAAACGACAGAUAGAAGAAUUAUGUCAUCAAGAGGAAACCGACACACACUGACUGUACGUCAUAUCCAACAGGAAGAUUUCGGAAACUACAGUUGUGUUGCUGAUAACUCACUUGGACGAUCUCGAAAAUACAUGGAACUAUCCGGUCGUCCAGGACCAGCUGAAUUCUAUUCUCCCAAAUGGGGAAGAUCUUCAGACAGUUACAAUCUCACAUGGAAAAUCGACAGCUACCCACCCUUGGAGGAGGUCCGUCUUCUGUACCGUCGAGUGAUGAUGAAUGACACGUUUCAACAGCCAGGACGAUGGCAUGACUUUAUCCUUACGCCCGAGCACAGACCAGCAUCAGAACCAUUGACACACAUCAUGUCCUAUACAAUAAAGAAUCUUCAUCCGGGCGCGUAUUAUGAAGCGAUUGUUCAGGCUAAAAACAGAUAUGGAUGGAAUGAGGUCAGUGAUAUUUUCCAGUUCAUUGUUGCCAACAACAACGUCGAACUACCACCCGAAGAUGCCGAAGUUGUUGCUAGCUCAAAAUCCCGCAGCAACUCUUCGUCCCAAUUGUGCAUUCAUCAAACGAUUAUUUUUAUAAUAUCGUUUGCAUUUACGAUGUUACUUUUACGAACGAAUCAUUUUCGUGUGGGAUAAUUUAAUUUUUAAAUUGAUCUUAUGUUACAUUUAUAUAAUUUACUUUUUCAAACUAAAAAUAUUUUUAAUUUUCCUUCGAACCAAAAACAAAGAACUAAUGUAACAAAAUAUAUUAUUAACAAAAACAAAAAAAAAAAACAAAAAACGUAAAUAUUUUUCUUCAGAUGCAUAAUCAUUAAAAUAAAUGAAAAGAAAAACAAAAAACAAUUAUGACAUAGAUUGUAUUGAAAAUAUACUUAGGUAGUUUAUGUUAGAUCUAUGUACGUAGAUUUAAGAAAACGACAUAACCAUAAUUAAAAUAGAACAACAAAAAUCAUAAAUGCAAAGAAAUUCAAGGAUUUUAUUACUUAUUUUUCUUCUUUUUUAUUUAAAAAAUUAAAAGGAAAUAAGUAAUUUUAGCCUUAACAAAUUAUAUUAUGAAAAAAACCUUAAGAAAAAUUCAAUAAAAUAUAAAAUACAUUUUCUAUUUAAAUGAAAAAUAUAAAUCUCAAAACCAAAAACAACGUAUUUUGUAGUUUUUAAAUCUUGAAUAAUUUUUCUGUUGCAAUUGCUAAUUUAAAAAAUACAAACAAAAAACAAAAGAAAUAAAAUAUGAAUUUGCUUUAAUCUUACACAAAAAAAUGAAAACCAUAAACUUACACGAAAAACUAUCUUAAAAGUUUGAUUUCAAGAAACCAAUUGAAUUACUAUAUUGUACAUACAUCGACCACUACGUAAUUUAUAUAAAUAUUAAAUUUAACACUUAACAUUUUAUUAUUUUGUUUUUCUGUAAAUAAACGCAUUUUAAAUUUAAAUUAUAAGAUUUUAAUUAUGUUUCACAAAAAACAAACGCAAUAUACCACCAACAUUAAAAGUCGUUCGUUAUAAGCUAAAUUAUAUGAAAAUAUAAAAUUCAAAUAUCAAAAUAAAUGAAUUAAUAUAUUAUGAUUAUAACAUAACAUGACAUAUAAAGAGGGCCUGAAGUAAAACAUUGGUAUUUAAUUGAAUUUUUCAUAAAUUAAAAAAUUAUUAAAAUAACAAGUCACAGUCAAUUUAAAUACUUCUUGGAAAAUGCAGAAAUUAAAAUUCCCCCUCCGAAUUCGUUACAACAAAAA
Molecule: messenger RNA, 5299 nt
Organism: Eupeodes corollae
Lineage: Eukaryota; Metazoa; Arthropoda; Insecta; Diptera; Syrphidae
Product: neurotrimin
Exons: 11
Coding region: 2496-4205 (569 amino acids)
Biological process (GO): synapse organization; homophilic cell-cell adhesion
Cellular component (GO): plasma membrane; neuronal cell body; axon
Molecular function (GO): protein binding; axon guidance receptor activity
Source: RefSeq, a predicted model, not a curated record